Messenger RNA from Eremomyces bilateralis CBS 781.70, 1821 nucleotides. RefSeq names its product S-adenosylmethionine decarboxylase. Gene Ontology annotation, cellular component: cytosol. Gene Ontology annotation, molecular function: adenosylmethionine decarboxylase activity. Gene Ontology annotation, biological process: spermine biosynthetic process; spermidine biosynthetic process. The coding region runs from base 1 to 1821 and encodes 606 amino acids. The transcript has 4 exons. The record is from RefSeq and is a predicted model, not a curated record. Lineage: Eukaryota; Fungi; Ascomycota; Dothideomycetes; Eremomycetales; Eremomycetaceae.
AUGCGUCGGGAAGAUCUCGUACGGAUCCUGUCCAAGCCCGGGAAGUACGUAUCGGAAUCUACCAGAUCGAGGCCACCCCGGUAUCGCCACGAUUACGCCGCCAAAGGCCUUUUUUCUACCCCUCUCUGCUCGCCCUCCUUAACCGCCUUCUCCGUCCUCCUACGACGACUCCGCUGGGUUGAACCAGCCGUUCUCCUCCCCAUCGUUCGUGGGCCUCCUCUCCUCAGACGGACAGACUCCUGUUCGUCUGGGUGGCAGCGUGAGCUCACCACUCCGCUCUCUCCGAUGGUCGCGCUGGAUAUCAACCACAUUGGGACUCCGGCAUCAUUCGUCGGAACUCCAAGCGUCAGCAUCAACCAUGAGGCGAUCAAGGAUUUAGAUUCCUCGAACGCGUUUGAAGGACCGGAGAAGCUCCUUGAGGUUUGGUUUUCCGCCACCGCCCACGACCUGCCCGCCGGCGUCGCGCCAAAUGGGUUGAAGGCCGUUUCGGAGGACACAUGGAAGGAGAUGCUGGAUCUGGUCAGCUGCAAGGUCCUCUCUAUCGUCAAGUCCGAACAUGUCGAUGCAUACCUCCUGUCCGAAUCUAGCAUGUUCGUUUGGCCGCACAAGCUGGUGCUGAAGACCUGUGGAACGACGACCCUUCUCUACGGAAUCCCUCGCAUGUUGGAAAUCGCAUUCCAAGACGUCGGAUUUGCCGGGGUGCCGGCCGAUCCGCAUAAAGGACUGCUGGCGGCGGCGGUGCCGUACCGAGUUUUCUACAGCCGGAAGAACUUCCUCUUCCCGGAUCGCCAACAUGGACCGCACCGUAGCUGGGGAGACGAGGUGCGCUACCUCGACAAGACGUUCAACGGUGGCAGCGCGUAUAUGAUCGGCAAGAUGAAUGGCGAGCACUGGUUCCUCUAUGUGACGAAUCCGCCCUUGGGACUUCCCCUUCCCACGGCGUCCGGAGCGGCGGACGCGAGCGAUCCCCUUGCGCAGAGCAUGGCCCCCGAAGUGCUCUUCCCGCAUAUACCGUCGGACGAACAAGAAGACGAAACCCUCGAAAUCCUCAUGACCGACCUUGACGAAGAAAACGCCAAGCAAUUCUACGUCGCGGAAGCCGAGCUAACCGCCCAGCGCCUCCGCCACAAGGUCUCCCCCUCCCGCGUCUCCCCCUUCCCCGCCAACGUUAAAAGCCCCUACACACCCGCCGACUGCACUUUCGACGCCAGCUCCGACGUCUCCACCACCACCUCCGCUUCCCCGUCCGAGAAAUCCGACCUCGACGACGACAAAGGCCACGCCCUCGGCACCGUCGUCUCCGACACCUGCGGCCUCGCCGACAUCUACCCGACUGCCGACUUCCCCAACGCCCGCGUCGACGCCUACCUCUUCCCCCCGUGCGGCUUCUCCGCCAACGGCGUCAUCCCCGUCACUGCCCCCAACCCAAAAUCCACCACCCCGUCCUCCCCCUCCGAAACCCACUACUUCACCGUCCACGUCACCCCCGAACCCGGAUUCUCCUACGCCUCGUUCGAGACGAACGUGCCCGCGCGCCAGGGAGGUCGACAGACCGCGGACCUAGUGGCGCAAGUCGUAAAGAUCUUCAAGCCGGGGCGGUUUAGCGUGACGCUGUUCGAGGCGCGGGUGCGGAGCGAGGAGCGGGGGGGCGGGGCCGAGGGGGGACGGGCGAGUGGGAAUGCGCGGAUGGAGGAGAUUCCGGGGUAUAAGCGGGUGGAGCGGAUCGUGCAUUAUUUGGAUGGGUAUGAUUUGGUGUUUCGGUAUUAUGAGCGGUUGGGAUGGAUGGGGGGGCCAGUGAGGGUUGGGGAGAGAGGGUAUUAG